CUGCGCGCUAUAGUCAGGUAUUGCAAGUGUUAAAAAUGGCGUCUACAGAGACUACGAUAGUCAUUAAAUGCCCAUCCCACAACCAGCAUCUAACCCUCGAAUUCCGCCUAGACGGAACUAUAGCUGAGCUUCAAGAGUUACUGCACAAACACCAUGAAGCGCGGCCAUCCCCUGAAGAACAGAUACUCGUGUAUGCAGGCAAGGUGCUCAAGGACUCCAGCUUGCGCCUUCGGGACGUUGUCGGCAAGGAAGCUGUGGGGCCCUUUAGCGUUCACCUAGUCAUAAAGCCUAAGCAGUCUGCGUCAACUUCUUCGGCCCCAACUUCCCUUCCAUCCCAUCCCGCCGUGGAUUCCUCCGUCGCUGGGCCGUCGACUUCCUCGGCAUCGACCUCCGCAGCUUCCAGCGUCCCCAGCGCACCCGCAGCUGCGCCCGCUCCUAAGCCCAGCGUGCGUGCAUUGGAACCAACUACUACCCCCGCGGAAGCGAACUCAAGCAGCACCGCAGCACCUGCAGAGGAGGAGGCCGCGGCAGGAGCUGCUGCGGACAGCGGCCCCUCUGCCGCCUCUCUAGGCGACACCCCUAGUGACUUCGGAGCCGCAGCCGCCUGGAACGCAUGGGGCGGGUACCCGGGAGGGUUCCUGCCGUACGGAAUGUACGGUGGCAACAUGGGUGCCUACGGUGCCUACCCGCUCUUCCCACAGCCUUUUGGCAUGCCCACGGCCGUGGCAGCUCCUGCAGCUGCUGCUGCCCCAUCGGAAGCCGCGUCCAGCUCCGCUGCAACCGCUGCUCCUGCUGUUGCAGGCACCGCCAACACGGGUGCGGCCGCAGCAGCACCCUCGCUGCCGUACUCGUACUACAACCCGGCAACAAUCGGCGCUACAUACCAGGCGGCGUACAACGCUGCCCUGGCGGCCCUCUCUGCUGCUUCCCAGCAGCCACAGCAGCAGGAGGGUGCCUCCGGCGGGCAGCAGCCGCAACCACAGCCGCAACAACAGGAGCAGCAGCCGCAGCAGCAGCGAGAGCAGGCAGAGGCUGCAGCUCCGCAGGGCGGCUCAGCGGCGGGAAGCAGCAGUGGAGCUGCCGGAUCAGCAUCAACAGCAGCAGCAGCGGGAGCGGCGGCGGAUCCCGCUGCUGCGGCUGCCGCAGGUGCCCCGGGAGCUGUCCCCGCGAACACCCUGCCGCAGGUGCAGGCGCCCCAGUUCGCGUACGUGCCCAUGCUGGUGCCGGCGUACGGACAGCUGGGCUACCCCUUCGGCCCCCUACCCGCCACCCCCUACCCCAUCCCGCCCUUGGGCGCCGCGGCCGGCCCCCUCAUGGCCGCUGCCGCCGCCCUCGCCGCCACCCCUGCCGGCCAGCACCGCAACCCUCCUCCCUCCCUUCCCCCCUGGGCUGCCGCGGGUGGCCCCGGCUGGCCUCCGUCGCACCCCGCAGCCAACCCGCUGACGCUGGCCUCCGACCUGCACGCUGCCUUGAACGCUGCGCUGAACCCUGGCCUGGCGGGUCUGGCCAGGACGGGUCUGGCUGGGCCGGGUCGCAUUGUGGAGCUGGAGGCGCUGCUGGAGGCACUGGAGGCGGGCGGUGCGGCGGGGGCGCUGAGGCGGCAGGCCGGGCGGACGCAGGAGGGCGGGGCGCAGGGCGGCGCGAGAGAGGGCGCGGUGGGAGAGGGAGCAGCAGGCGGCCUGCGUCAGCGGCGCGACCGCUUGCUGCUGGCGAUGGCCGCGGACCGCAACCGCGGGGCCCCCGCGCUAGUGGUGGCGGGGCCGGCUGCCAGGCCGGGUGUGGGGGGGGUGCGGCGGCCGCGUGUGUUCACGCUGCGCAUCAACACGCGUAUGCUGAUGCAGGCGCUGGUGUUUGCAGUGGUGCUCUACCAGCACUUCACGUGGCAGCGCUUCGUGACGCUGCUGGUCAUCGGUGCGGUGCUGUUUGUCACCUCCACUUGGGCGCCCUUCCGCCGCCUCAUGCGGGGGAUGCACGCGGGCCCACCGCAGCAGCAGCCGCAGCCGGCAGCAGCUGCGGCGGCGGCGGAUGGCCAGGCGGCUGCUGUUGGAGAGGCAGGCAACGCAGGGCAGCCACCGCAGCAGCAACCACAGCCGCAGGCACAGCGCAGGGGCAUCUUGUACGAGAUCCUGGUUUUCGUGGUGGGGUUCAUCACCUCACUGCUGCCCGCUUGGAACUUCAACCCGGAGGAUGCCGCUGCUUUCGCGGCUGCCCAGGAAAUGCUUGCCGCGGAGGAGCGUAUGCGGCAACAGCAGCCACCUCAAGCGCCAGCAGCAGCAGACGGGGGUGCCGGCGUGGAUGGUGGGGUGGCACAGGAGGAAGCACAACCAGCGGUCGCUGCGGCGGCCGACCAGUAGCUCGAAGUGUUGCAUACCGCGUACCGCCUGGCUUGGGGAGGGCUUAGGACCGGUUGAUGGUUUGUGUUGAUGGAGUUUCAUACUCAUGCGUAUAUAACGGGUUUUCACGAUGAAAUUAAACGAUGUGUGUUCAGCGGAAAUGUAGGUAGGAGUUCGGCAUGGCAGCGUGUUGUUUCGCGAGGUUGCAUACAAGUUUGGCUAUGUUGCCAUAUGAGGAGAAUUUACAUGUUCUUAGGUCGCUUUAUGGCUGGAUAGAUUCAAGGAUUCCGCAUCUCGAGUUCGGCAAAUUGUAUGCCCUGACUGAAGCAACGUUUUAUUUGUGC
Molecule: messenger RNA, 2677 nt
Organism: Astrephomene gubernaculifera
Lineage: Eukaryota; Viridiplantae; Chlorophyta; Chlorophyceae; Chlamydomonadales; Astrephomenaceae
Source: the annotation of a GenBank genome assembly